AUGAGCUCAUUUGCUUAUAAAUAUGGUGGCCUGCUCGCGCUCACACUACAACAAGCCGCAAUGCCACUCCUCGUUCGCUACACUCGUUAUCGAUCACCCGAUGAGGUGUUCAUCACGACGGUCAAUGUUUUCAUGAUGGAUGUCAUCAAGUUCAUCGUUUGCUCGAUGAUUCUCAUUCGAUCAACAUCAUUUUUGAGAUUCCUUAAAGAUCUUUACUCGGCGUUUUGGGUGAAUCGGAUAGAGACCUUGAAGGUUUGCAUCCCAGCUGUGAUCUAUGUACUCCAGAAUAAUCUUUAUUACAUUGCCGGCACACAUUUGGAAGCGACGACAAUUUAUAUCUGCUAUCAGUUGAAGAUGUUCACGACGGCUUUUUUGAUGAGAUUGAUGUUGGGGAAGAGAUUCUCCGGGAAACAGUGGAUUGCUUUAUGUAUUCUUGUGGCUGGAGUGAUCAAUGUGCAACUCAUUUACUCUCCGCCAUCAACGAAUGAAGAAAGCGUCGAACAGAAUCCAAUGAUCGGUUUCUCUGCCGUUUUCUUGAUGUGUUUUACAUCGGCAUUAGCUGGUGUUUAUUUGGAAAAAGUGUUGAAAGGAAGCGAGGAAUCGGUUUGGAUACAAAAUGUUCGAUUGGCUUUAGUUGGAUUGCCAAUUUCAGCAAUUAGCAUGUUUGCUUAUGACUUGGAAGCGAUCAAGACUGAUGGUUUCUUUAGAGGCUGGGAUUUCUGGGUACUCAUUCUCACAAUUUUCAAUUCGGUUGGUGGCCUUUUAAUUGCAGUAGUGAUGAAAUAUGCGGAUAACAUUUUGAAGGCUUUUGCACAGAGCAUGGCGAUAAUCGGAGCUGCCCUCGGCAGUUGGAUGCUCUUUGAUUUUGUGCCCGGUUUCCAAUUUAUGUUUGGAGCUGCAAUGGUAAUGUUCUCUAUUGUGCUCUACUCACUGUACCCCUAUCGACCAUCAUCAACUUUUGAUCUACAGAAAAUCAAAUCAAAACAAAUAUUGCCAACCACAAAAGAAUUGUUGAGUAAA
Molecule: messenger RNA, 1020 nt
Organism: Mesorhabditis belari
Lineage: Eukaryota; Metazoa; Nematoda; Chromadorea; Rhabditida; Rhabditidae
Source: the annotation of a GenBank genome assembly